Molecule: messenger RNA, 5762 nt
Organism: Chelmon rostratus (copperband butterflyfish)
Lineage: Eukaryota; Metazoa; Chordata; Actinopteri; Chaetodontiformes; Chaetodontidae
Product: rap guanine nucleotide exchange factor 6-like
Exons: 27
Coding region: 318-5486 (1722 amino acids)
Biological process (GO): Ras protein signal transduction; positive regulation of ERK1 and ERK2 cascade; positive regulation of GTPase activity
Cellular component (GO): plasma membrane; endocytic vesicle; apical plasma membrane
Molecular function (GO): guanyl-nucleotide exchange factor activity; protein binding
Source: RefSeq, a predicted model, not a curated record
CGUGUUGAGCAGCUGAACUCUGUCUUGAACUCUCCUGCCCUCAGAAGAGGACAACUCUCGCCAGAUCUGAGACAAAAAGAGGCACAGUCCGUGUGUUUGUUCAUUGAAUUCGGUUCUUUUCUUUCUUUGGUUCUGGAAGUUUGCCCCAAAGGAUGUAAUGUUGCGGGAUGCCGCAGGAUUUUGGACCUUUGUUUUAAAUUUGGAUGCAGCACUUCUAUUCAUCUCUUGUAUAGAAGUGUUUCCCUGCUGUUUUUUUCCUCCCCUCUCGUGGUAUUUCCUGCUUUUAUGUGUUGUUCUGAUCGCGUCCUUGGGUCCCGAUGAGUGUGCUCCGCUGGCACCGGCUCUCUGCGCUCUGGAAGAACUGGAUGUUCAACCAGGAGCCAGCAGAAGAGAAGGGCCACAUCUCAGAAACUCCAGGGCACGAAGGAGAGCCACGAAAAAAGGAAGGCAGCACAUUCACGGAUAACAGCUCAGACUUUCAGAACUUCAUAGAACUUAAGACCCAAAAGUUGGAUUAUACGAACCAGAAAUCGGAAAUUGAGAACCAGAACUUGGAAUUUACAAAUCUGAACUUGGCUCCUAAGAUCCAAACGUCUGACCUACUAAAACGCAGCAGUUCUGAGCCAUGUUCUCAGGUCUCAGACAGUGAGGAUCAGUCUUCAAGCUGGCCUCACACACGUGAAGGUUGUGGGUGCGAAUCCCGUAGAAGCUGUUAUUCUGAGGAGGGUGUUGACUGUGUAUUGCAGGUGGAUAACGGCAGCGAGGGGGACGACGGUUUUCUGCAGAGAGAGGGAUCACAACGGCGGUCCAGGCGGCGCUUCAGGAGGGUCAACCCCAGGGGAGAGCGGGAACUCAUCACAGACGGCCAAGAACCCACCGGCUACAACACGGAUUAUGUCAACAACCAGCUUCCUGCUGAUCUCAAUAAGAUGCACCUAACAGACCACGCCCACCAGCAGGUGAUGCACAUGCCUCCCAGCCAAUCAGGAUGCAGCAUCGCCAGUGACUCGGGAAGUAGCAGCUUAUCAGAUAUUUACCAGGCCACAGAGAGCGAGCUGGGAGAUGUGGACCUGUCCGGACUUCCAGAGGCUGCAGUGGACAGCGAGGAAGAGGAGGAGGAAGAUGAGGACCUGGAAAGAGCUUCAGACACUCUUCUUGGCAGAGACCUGGUCCGAGAGUGUCUGGAAAAAGACCCAGCCGACCGCAACGACGACGACAUUGAGCAACUACUGGAGUUCAUGCACCAGCUGCCUGCAUUUGCCAACAUGACCAUGUCUGUGCGCAGAGACUUGUGCAGCGUCAUGGUGUUUGAGGUGGUGGAGCAGGCUGGCACGGUCAUACUGCACAACAAACAGGAGCUGGACCUCUGGUAUGUUAUCCUGAACGGGGCAGUGGAGAUCAGCCAUCAGGAGGGAAGAACAGAAACUCUUUGCAUGGGCAACAGUUUUGGCAUCUCGCCCUCACUGGACAAACAGUACAUGAACGGAGAAGUUCGCACCAAGGGGGACGACUGCCAGUUCGUCUGCAUCGCCCAGGAGGACUACUGGCGCAUCCUCAACCAUGUGGAGAAGAACACGCACAAGGUGGAGGAGGAGGGAGAGAUUGUGAUGGUGAAGGAGCACCGCGAGCUCGACCGCAGCGGGACCAGGAAAGGACACAUUGUCAUCAAGGGAACCCCGGAGCGUCUGAUCAUGCACCUGGUGGAGGAACCGUCAGUCGUGGACCCCACCUACAUCGAGGACUUCCUGCUGACCUACAGGACCUUCCUGUCAAAUCCCAUGGAGGUCGGAAAGAAACUGCUGGAGUGGUUCCAGGUGGACAGCCUCCGGGAUACGGUCACGAGAAUAGUGCUGCUGUGGGUCAACAACCACUUCAAUGAUUUUGAGGGCGACCCGGCCAUGACGCACUUCCUGGAGGACUUUGAGAAACAUCUAGAAGCAACAAAAAUGAAGGGCCAUUUGCGGCUGCUGAACAUAGCGUGUGCAGCCAAGGCUAAGUGGAGACAGAUCACUCUGCAGAAGGCGUCCAGGGAGUCGCCACUCUACUUCAGCGUGCAGGGCGGCAGCGAGAGAGGAUUCGGUAUCUUUGUUGAGGCGGUGGAAGUAGGGAGCAAGGCUGCAGAGGCCGGACUCAAGCGGGGAGAUCAGAUCAUGGAGAUCAACGGUCAGAACUUUGAGAACAUCUCCGUCUCCAAAGCUGUUGACAUCCUGAGAAAUAACACACACCUCUCUCUCACCGUCAAAACCAACAUAUUUGUCUUCAAAGAGCUCCUCAGCAGGAUCGUGCACGAGAAGAAGAACGGCGGCCCUCACAUUCCCAAAAUCCAGGAGAAAAAAGGCAAUCGCUUCUCCAUCCCUGACCUUCCUGGAGACAUGGAGUUCCCCACAGACCACAAGAGCACCAGGAAAAUGAAGGCCAACACCGUGUCAGGAGGACGAAACAAGAUCAGGAAGAUGCUGGAGAAGACGCGCUUCAGUAUACUGCCUCCCAAACCAUUCAGUGAUGGUGGCAUGGGUCAGUCUCAGGACGACAGCAUUGUGGGUACCAAGCAGUGUCGUCACAGCGUGGCCAUCAUGCCCAUCCCCGGCAACCUGUCGUCCAGCAGUCCUGACCUGCUGCAGCCGGCGACCAGCGUCCUCGACUUCUCCAACCCUGCAGACAUCCCAGACCAGGUGAUCCGGGUGUUCAAGGCCGACCAGCAGAGCUGCUACAUCAUCAUCAGCAAGGACACUACUGCCAAGGACGUGGUCGCCCACACCGUCAAUGAGUUCGGCCUCAUCGCGGCACCUGAGACCUACUCCCUGUGUGAGGUAUCCGUUAGCCCGGAGGGAGUCAUCAAACAGCGCCGCCUGCCCGACCAGCUCUCCAAACUGGCUGAUCGGAUUCAGCUCAACGGCAGAUACUACCUGAAGAACAAUAUGGAGACGGAGACGUUGUGUUCAGACGAGGACGCUCAGGAUCUCCUCAGAGAGAGUCAGAUCUCACUGCUGCAGCUCAGCACCAUGGAGGUCGCUGCCCAGCUCUCCAUGAGGGACUUUGAGCUCUUCAGGAACAUCGAGUCCACAGAGUAUGUGGACGACUUGUUUAAACUAGACUCCUCCAUGGGAAGUGGUAAUCUGAAGCAGUUUGAGGAGGUGAUAAACCAGGAGACCUUCUGGGUGGCCACAGAGAUCCUGAAGGAGCCCAACGCCCUGAAGAGGAUGAAGACCAUCAAGCACUUCAUCAAGAUCGCCCUGCACUGCCGAGAGUGCAAAAACUUCAACUCCAUGUUCGCUAUAAUCAGUGGUUUGAAUUUGGCACCGGUGGCUCGGCUGCGGAGCUCGUGGGAGAAAUUGCCCAGUAAGUACGAGAAGCUGUUUGGAGACCUGCAGGAUGUCUUCGACCCGUCCAGGAACAUGGCCAAGUACCGGAACAUCCUGAGCAGCCAGAGCAUGCAACCGCCCAUCAUCCCACUGUUCCCAGUGGUCAAGAAGGAUCUCACCUUCUUACAUGAAGGCAACGACUCCAGCGUAGACGGCCUUGUGAACUUCGAGAAGCUGAGGAUGAUCGCCAAGGAGAUCAGACACGUGGUGCGGUUGACCUCAGCCAACAUGGACCCUGCCCUCAUGUUCAGACAGAGGAAGAAGAGGUGGAAGAGUUUAGGGUCUUUGAGUCAGGGCAGCACCAAUUCCAACAUGCUGGAUGUGCAGGGCGGCGCCCAUAAGAAGCGAGUCCGUCGCAGCUCGCUUCUCAACGCCAAGAAGCUGUACGAAGACGCUCAGAUGGCCAGAAAGGUGAAGCAGUACCUGUCCAAUCUGACGGUGGAGACGGACGAGGAGAAACACCAAAUAAUGUCUCUGCAGUGCGAGCCAUCCUACAGCACCUUGUCUAAGAACUUGAGUGAGAGGCGAUCCACCAAGUCGGACAUGUCUCCAGUGUCUCUGCGGUCGGCUCUGCCCUCGGGGAAAACCCAAAACAGGGUGUCACAAGUCCUUCAGGUCCAGGUCCCACUGAACCCGCUACGAAAGAAGAGCACUGCCAAGGACAUAGGCACACCGAACUCCAACUCUCCCCAGGUGGUGAAGAAACCUCCAGUGAACUCAUCAGAGGAGUGGAGCAGCAAGAGACCAUCUGACGACACCGUCUCCACCAUCUCCUCCCUUCACUCCAGCCCCACGGUGUCGCCGCAGGGCUCCCCGCGCAAAGUGGGAGGCGUGGCCAAGUCCCAGAACUCCAGCCAGAUGAACUUGUCGGGGUCUUCGUCUUCGCUGACCAGCGACGCCAGCACGAAGGCCGGCACUGUCAGCCUGCGCAGCUACGGCAUAGGUUACACCCUCCUGCCAGCCGGUAAAGCAGACAACCUGUCAGACUCGAGUCACAGCGAGAUCUCCUCCCGCUCCAGUAUCUGCUCUGUUGACUCCAUGCCAGCACCCGGGCCCGAAGACCGGUGCAACAGCAGCAACAGGACCUGCACUACUACUGCUGCUAGUACUACUACAACACCAGCUGUGGCUGUAGAGAGCACAGCAGCAACGCACGCACACUUCAAUGCUGAUUACAACCAGCCCAGCACAAGUAGUUCCUCGUCAUUGGCUCGAGGAUACGUAACGCGAGCCCCCACCUUCACCUCCUCCACCUCCACAGAGGAGCUGACCCAGGACCACACCUCUCUGGACUCCGUGGCCGACAGCGGCCGCGGCAGCUGGACGUCCUGCUCCUCCAACUCCCACGACUCCUUCCAGAGCCUGCCCGCCUCCUCCUGCCGGCCCUGGGAUCACGGCAUCCACGGCCAUCCGCUCUCCCUCCCGCACACGCACCUGGCCGGCUUCAAGCACACGCAGCUCGCCGGGCCCAUAGCCGAGGUCGAGGCCGCCGCUCAGGCGUGGGCGAACGAGGACGCCGGCGCCAAGCAGCACUCCAGAAACUCCAGCUCGGACCUGUCCAAUCAGUCGCGGCAGAGCUGGGCCUCGUCCAGCUCGCUGUCGGACACCUACGAGGGGAAUUACGGGACGAUAAAGAGGCGAAACACCUCGGAGCACCCCUCCUCGCCGACCAACGAGGAAGGAGGGCAAAGCACAGACCCUGUCUACAAAACGGUGACGUCAAGCACAGAGAAGGGCCUGAUAGUGUACUGUGUCACCUCCCCCGCCAAGGAUGAGCGUUACCGAGCUCCCCCUCCCACCCCUCCAGGCUACCAGGGUCUGGCUCUGGGGGAUCUCGGCCUCACAGACGGAGUUGUAGGUGGGCCAGGAGGCGCCCUCCCCCGGCCUCCUCACCUCAGACCUCCAGACUACAGCGUGGCCCUGCAGAGGAGCAAACUCCUGCAGAGCCCCGGAGCGGCCGGCGGUCUGGCUGAGGCGCGGAGGCUGGCCGCUAACCAUCACCUCCACCAAAAAGAGGCCCGGACGGCCGGCUCCACGCAGGGCCACUCCAGACCGCCCAGCAUCUGCCUCCCAACACAGGAGCUGGAUGACAGUGAGGAUGAUGAACAGGUGUCGGCGGUGUAGAGGCGGCGACGUCACGCUCUCGCACGCACAUAUUCUCACACACGGACCAAGUCGUGGCGGUCAGGCUUUGGACUAAACUAGCAGCCUGCCGUCACCACGGAUCAGAGCACAUUCUACCGAACCCCUCCCACGACCCUGUGUGACAUCACCACGGACCAUAAUGCACCCGCGGACCAGAGCACUGGGUCACGUGACCUCUCUCCCCUCCCAGGACUUGUACAAUCAUCUCUUUUUAAACCCAUUUCACAAAACAAAGAAGAAAGAUUUUAGAUACUU